Topomyia yanbarensis is the source of this 1288-nucleotide messenger RNA. RefSeq lists its product as uncharacterized. Bases 27 to 794 code for a protein of 255 amino acids. The transcript is spliced from 2 exons. Lineage: Eukaryota; Metazoa; Arthropoda; Insecta; Diptera; Culicidae. The record is from RefSeq and is a predicted model, not a curated record.
UCACGAUUGAACGUGUAAAAGUUAAAAUGUCUAACCCCGGUGAAUUAGAAAACGCAAAUCAAGCAGCAGCGGCAAGUGUCGCCGUCAAGCUUCCGGAUUUUUGGAAAAAUGAUCCGGUGAUGUGGUUCGCCCAGGCGGAAGCACAGUUCGCCUUUGCCAACGUUGUUCGCGACCACACGAAGUUUUACCACAUCAUCGCCAAGAUCGACCAUUCGGUAAUCUGUCACGUAACCGAUUUGGUUAGCAAUCCGCCAAACGAGAACGAAUACGACGCAGUAAAAAAUCGUCUGAUUGCAAGAUUUCAAGUGUCUGCGCAAGGCAGACUCGAGCGGCUGCUAGGUUCCUGUGACUUAGGUGAUAUGCGGCCGACUCACUUACUCGCAAAGAUGCAAGAGAUGGCCGCAGGAUUAAACGUAACAGACGACUUAUUGAAGAUGCUUUUUCUUCAAAGAAUGCCACCUAACGUUAAAGCAAUCCUUUCUAUCAGCGACGGUACAAUCGGGAAACUAGCGGAGAUGGCGGAUAAAAUGUUAGAAUCCCCAACCAGUCAUACUGCGGCCACGUCAAGUGAUCCGGAUGUCAACAACGUGAACGAGUACAACGAUAUACGGAACCAAAUUGCGGUUCUCACGGCCGAGAUACGGCAUAUGCGAGCGUCACGGAGGGAUUCACAACGCACUCGUUCGGCGUCUAGAUCGUCAAGAGAAGAGGAAAUUUGUUGGUAUCAUCGCAAGUAUGGCGGACGCGCACUAAAAUGCCGAGAAUCCUGCAAGUAUAACCACUCAAAAAACUAAUCAAUUGUUCAUCCGGAGCGACGGGUGUGAACGAUUCAUUUACGAGUCGCCGCAUAUUUCUUCACGACCGCACGAGCAAUUUUAAAUUUCUGAUUGACACCGGUUCCGACGUUUCCAUCGUACCGGCUAAAAAUAAUGAUAGAUCGAAAGGAGCUACUUCAUUUGAUCUCCACGCUGCAAAUGGAACUAAAAUAAAAGUUUACGGUAAAGGUUAUCUGUCAACUGAUUUGGGAUUACGACGAAGAUUCAACUGGUGUUUUCUGGUAGCAGAUGUUGGUGCGGCCAUAAUAGGUGCCGAUUUUCUAGCAGCGUUCGGUAUUCAAGUUGACGUUAAGCACCGGAGCGUUACAAUUCCAACCACAAUUACGACAGAAGCACAGCACGAUAUCACUCAUCACAUCCAAACAAAAGGCCCUCCGGUGGCUUUUAAAUGUCACAGAAUGCCACCCGACAAGCUGGAAGCAGCAAGGAAGGAGUUUCAACUGAUGACUGAA